AUGCUUCUCCGAGCUUGUCCACGCUCUGUCGCUGGUACCAGGGCUUGCAACCGAUUGAAUUUUCGAAGAAAUGCUUCUGGAAUAGUGAUGAUGAAAAAUCAUGGAAUCAUUUCAAAGGCUCACUAUUCCACCUCUGCUUCAUCAACGGAACCAUCAAAUGAAGAGAAGAAUAUUGUUCAAAAAACUUGCGGAAAUAGCACUAUUGAUUUUACUCGUGUUGAGAUUUAUUAUGAACCUUUAUCAUCAUUUCAAUUAUUAAAGACCUAUGCAGCGCUAGCAAGUACAAGAUUUCCCUUCGUUAAACAUUUUGCUCCUGAAAUCAUUGAAAAAGGAGGCAUGAUUGUGAACCAGGCCGUGAAAUAUACAUACUUUCCAUACUUUUGUGGUGGUGAAACUUUACCUAAGACAAAGAAGGUAAUUCAUGAUUUAACACAAAACAAGAAAAUGCUUUGCAUUUUAGACUACAGUGUUGAAGGGCCAGUUCAACCCCUUGAAAGCAGUGCAAUUACUGUCGAUACUGACGAAAAAGUUGAAGACUCUAUUUGUAGUGUCAUUGCUGAAUCGAUUGAAUACAUGGGUCAACAGAAUAGAACAUUAUCUACUGAACCUACCGUUGCACCUCCGUGUCCGUUCGGAGUGGUAAAAGUUACAGGUAUUUCAAGCUGUGUUCUAUUGGAAAGGUUGAGCAAAAUUUUGUGCUAUAUUCAAAUGUUUCCGCAAUCAGAACAUGCAAAGAAGUUGUUAAACACCAACAUUUAUUUCUUUGGAGAUAUUUCGAACGAUGUUAACACGUUUGAUUUAAUGAAAGAAUAUACAGUCAAGCAAUACCCUAGAACUGUUGCAUUUGAUAUGAAUGAAAACACGCCACCGGAGCCAUUAACAUCGGUUGAACUGUUGAAACUAGAAAGAGUAGUGAAACGAUUGGCUUCAUUGUGUGAUGCAUGCGUGAAGAAUGGAAUGAGUUUAUUAAUUGAUGCAGAGCAAACUUAUUACCAAGCAGCUAUCGAUCAACUUUACAUCAUGAUGAGCGUAAAAUAUAAUUCUAAGGAAUAUAUGGCUGGAAGAAAUACGCCGGUAGUCUACAACACAUAUCAAUUGUACUUGAAAGACUCCUUCCAUAGGUUGCAAUUUGAUUACCACUUUUUGACAAAUCACGGAGCUCAUCACGGAGCCAAGCUCGUUCGUGGUGCUUAUAUGAAGUCUGAAACUUUAAGAGCUAACGAAUUGAAGCUGCCGUAUCCUUUCCAACAAACUCUUUUGGAAACCCAUGUUAAUUAUGUUAAAGGAGUAGAAUUUUGUCUCGACAGCAUGUAUAAGCAUGGAAAUAUUGGUAUUGUUGUUGCCUCUCAUAACCAAGACACACUUGGUAUGACCAGUAGGAUUAUGAAUGAGGUGUAUGGAUUCAAAAAGAAUGAUCCAAGAGUUAUUUUUGCUCAACUCUAUGGCAUGGGUGACAAUUUGUCAUUUGCUUUGGCAUAUCAUGGUUACAAUGUUGGAAAAUAUGUGCCAUUUGGAAAGGUCCAUGAUGUCAUGCCAUAUCUGUCCAGAAGACUCAUUGAAAACGGAGACAUGCUCAGUGGUUCAACUAUUGAAACAGCAAGAAUUAGAUCUGAGCUUGUCAGAAGAGCUGUUGUUUAUUCUAAAUCCAUUUAUGAAAAGAUUGUUAAGAAUAUCCAACAAAGACAACAACAAUCAUCAUCUCAAUAA
Naegleria lovaniensis is the source of this 1707-nucleotide messenger RNA. RefSeq lists its product as uncharacterized. The coding region runs from base 1 to 1707 and encodes 568 amino acids. The transcript has 2 exons. Gene Ontology annotation, cellular component: mitochondrion. The record is from RefSeq and is a predicted model, not a curated record. Gene Ontology annotation, molecular function: proline dehydrogenase activity; FAD binding. Lineage: Eukaryota; Heterolobosea; Eutetramitea; Acrasida; Naegleriidae.